UCAAGGCUGGAUAUAAAACAUUGAGAGAUCAUGUGACAUCUUCAAGGCAACAGACUCUGUCUUUCAUGACCAGAACAAGGUCCCAUUCACUGGGAUACCAGUUCUAGAAGACCACUGCCCUGCAUCCUCAGAUCAGGUCUCUGUCAAGUACUAAACAAAGCCCGAAUUGCAUCAAAAAGCAUCUUUAUCUACCCAAAGCUCCUCCACCAAGGCCAAGAAGGUCCCACAUUGGACAGAAUUGCUUGGGUGGGGAGGAUGACUGGAUUGUUCCCAUAUUGCUUUUUCAUUGCUUCUAUGACCUCCUCACACCUGGAUGCCCCCAAAACUCAAGAUAUCACUGCUGAGUAACAAUGUUCAGAAGAAAACAAUGACUGAUCUACACCUGCAAAUCAUGUAACCUUUUCUCAAGCUGAACUCCGAUCAGAAAGACUGUUCUCCGAGCUUUAACAAGUCAGGAAAGAUGCUAUCUACAUACCAAACCCUUCUGAAACAUGAUUUUUGGAUUCAGUUUAAAGGAGAAAUCUCUUGGCCCUGAGGAUUUCCGUUGCCACAUUUAUUAUCAAUUUUAAGCGGCACCUUUUGGAUUGUGAAUCUCUUGCAGGUAGAAUCCACAUCUACAGGACCCAGUGGUGUACCAGGCACGUAGUAGGUGGUUAACAAACUUUUGUGUGAAUCCAAGACAUGUAAUUCCUUCAAAUACAACAUACAUUCAGAUAACUGCUGACAUCUAGCCUGCAAUGUAUAAAUAAAUGUUUGCAUACAUAGAAACAGAGGUAUAUAGUGGCCAUCUAGAUUAGCAUUACAAACCUUAACCCCAGGCAGUGGGCUCUCGUUGCUUUGAGAAUGCACCAAAACCAUACCGUGAAUGCAGGCUGGAUACAGAGUAUGAGUAGAGGAUGCCAGGUACCCUGAUGCAUGCACUCUCUGGAUUGAAGAAGGGUCUUUCAUUCUAGUCUUUCCAACAUUCAACCAGGAGAACCACAUGGGGAGCUCUAGGAUUCUCCACCUCUGAGGCCGCCUUGUGACACGCACAACAGAUCUACCGAAGCAACCACCUCCAAAGCUUGGCACACUAGCACAGUAGGGCCACAGGCCACCCUCUGGCCUCUCUGCUUCCUGAUCAGCUCGCUGACAAUCUGCAAAGAACAACUCUCACUUCAGAGCCUUCAGCUCCCUUAACUAGAAGCGACUUCACCAGCCUGUGCCCUAUGGCCUGGUGGGUCCUUACUCUUAAAAUCAGAGGGCCAAACCAGACGUCCUUCCUUGACUCCAAAUGUGCUUUUCUUCGUUUCCCAAGUCAGCGUUUGCAUCUGACACAGUUACGAAGGCUGUUCCUGCAAGGGACCUGGACAAGGGCGUGCUGAGUCCUGAGUGAGGAAAUACAUGGCCAGGAGCACUCAGUUAUUUUCUUCAAUACUGAGGGAUGGACGAGUGUCUGCUGUGACUGGAGAAAGUGGGAAUGCGCCCCCUUCCUCCUUUUAUAAUUCAAAGCCCAGACUCCCCUUGGGGCUAGUCCUCUACCUGGGCCCCUCAUCCAGAAGGGAAAAGGGACUAUUUUCGUUGGUCCCCAGCUCCCCAGGGACGCUGCACAGCUCGCACCCACGGAGCCCAGCCCAGGAUGUUCAGCCAGACCUAGGGCGGCCCCGCCCCUACACGAACUUGACCGCACCCUCUUUCCCGGCGCGGCCAGGCCUGACGUCACAAGGCACUCAGCCGCCGGCACCCCGCGGUGCGCACCCUGCACCCGGACCGGUCCCCGUUGUCCUCGCUGCUCUCCCGGCGCUCACCGCCAGGCGCGCGCGCGCGCGUGCCCGCCCGCCUCCCUCCCUGUCCCCGUCCCCAUCCCCGUCCCCGCCAGCAAAACACCGCUGAAGAUGGCGAGCCCGGCGCCGGAGGAGCACGCCACGCAGGGAUGCCCAGCUACGGAGGAGCAGGAACCGCGACCCGGGGUUCCCGGGGAGGAGGCAGGGCCGGAGGGCGCCGGGCCGCAGGUGGAGGAGGCCGCGGGCAGAGUGGCCGCCGCCCUGACCUGGCUACUCGGGGAGCCCGUGCUGUGGCUGGGCUGGCGCGCCGACGAGCUCCUGAGCUGGAAGAGGCCGCUGCGCAGCCUGCUCGCCUUCCUGGGUGCCAACCUGCUGUUCUGGUUCCUUGCCUUGACUCCGUGGAGAGUGUAUCAUCUCAUUUCUGUCAUGAUACUUGGUCGUGUUAUCAUGCAAAUCAUCAAGGACAUGGUUUUGUCCAGGGCAAGAGGUGCACAGUUGUGGAGGAGCCUCAGUGAAAGCUGGGAAGUUAUCAAUUCCAAGCCAGAUGAAAGACCCAGACUGAGCCACUGCAUUGCAGAAUCAUGGAUGAAUUUCAGCAUAUUUCUUCAAGAAAUGUCUCUUUUCAAACAGCAGAGCCCUGGCAAGUUUUGCCUCCUGGUCUGCAGUGUGUGCACAUUUUUUACAAUCUUGGGAAGUUACAUUCCUGGGGUCAUUCUCAGCUACCUACUGUUACUGUUUGCUUUUUUGUGUCCACUGUUUAAAUGUAAUGAUAUUGGACAAAAAAUAUACAGCAAAGUCAAGUCCAUUCUAUUAAAACUAGAUUUUGGAAUUGGAGAAUAUAUUAACCAGAAGAAACGUGAGAGAUCUGAAGCAGAUAAAGAAAAAAGCCACAAGGAUGACAGUGAAAUAGACUUUUCGGCUCUUUGUCCUAAGAUUAGCCUCACAGUUGCUGCCAAAGAGUUAUCCGUGUCAGACACAGAUGUGUCAGAAGUCUCUUGGACUGAUAAUGGGACCUUCAACCUUUCAGAGGGGUACACUCCACAGACAGACACUUCUGAUGAUCUUGACCGGCCCAGUGAGGAAGUGUUCUCUCGAGAUCUUUCAGAUUUUCCAUCUCUGGAAAAUGGCGCGGGAACAAAUGAUGAAGAUGAGUUAAGCCUUGGCUUACCCACAGAGCUCAAGACAAAGAAGCAACAGUUGAACAGUGCUCACAGACCAAGCAAAGACAGGCAGUCAGCAGCUGGCCUCUCACUUCCUCUCAAGAGCGACCAAGCCCUUCACUUGAUGAGCAACCUGGCUGGGGAUGUCAUCACAGCUGCCAUGACAGCUGCCAUCAAAGACCAGCUAGAAGGGGCCCGGCAGGCCCUCGCUCAGGCGGCGCCCACUCCAGGGGACGACACAGACACUGAGGAGGGGGAUGAUUUUGAACUACUUGACCAGGCAGAGCUAGAUCAAAUUGAGAGUGAGCUGGGACUAACACAAGACCAAGGGGCAGAAGCCCAGCAAAGUAAGAAGUCCUCAGGCUUCCUUUCAAACCUGCUUGGAGGCCAUUAGCCGGGAAUCAGCUUGCCGCAAAGCACAGAUAAACCACCCAAACAUUUCAAACAAGCAGGGGGAAAAAUGGAAAAAAAAUUGAAUUGUAAGCUUUAAUUACUUUAGAUUUUUUGUUUUCUUUUCCCUUCUAUAGUGAGUUGGAUAUGUAUCAGCUGAUAAUGAUAGACUGACAUUUCUGGUAGUUAUUUUUAUGUAAUAAGCAUGGAAAUGAACUUUAUAGUUACAUAUAUACAUACUGUGGUGUCAUAAGUGCUUAGGGGCUGUUUGUAAAGAGAAACAAAAAAACCACAUCAAACCCCAUCAAACUGAGGUCUUUCUAUAAGUAAUCUUUUUCUUUAUAAUUUUCAAGCAUGCAGAGAUCGACAGCUGUGAACACACAUGGCAUCGGCCCCCUAAUUACUCCUCUUGGAAGUGGUUUAUCAAAUUCUGAUAGAUUUCAAUGUAAAAAAGGAGAAAUAUCAAAAUGUUUGUAGUUGAAGGGCUAUGGAAAUGCUAUCAAAAUUAAUUUUCUAGGAAAAACUUUAAAAAUAAGUACUAUCUAUAGGCUGAAAUAUUUCCAUGUUAUUUCUACAGUUGUAGACAGAGGCUUACUUGUCAGGUGGCAUGCUCCACUGACUGCCACAUCUAGUCUUGAAAAGAGGUGGUACUGACCCACAGAAAGCAGCCAGUUCUGUGUCUCUUCAUGAUGCUCUUGUAAUGUUUGCAAUGGUAAGUGCACACUAUUUUGCACACUCAGAUGUAAGCAAAACCUGACGUUUCUGUAAUGUGUUCCAGUCUCCUAGGAUUGUGAAUCUAGUUAUAGGUAUGUCCAUGAGUGAUGUGCUCAUUGGUGAUCAUCAACACCCCCCCUUUUUUUUUCAGUUUACAAAUGCAGAACAGAGGAACUUGCUUGAACUUUAAAGUUUAUUUCUCUGCCGCUGCACUCUCAAUAUGCAAUCCGUUUCUUACUGGGAAGCUAGUGUAUGCUUUUUCCUUUAAACUGUUUUUUUUUGAUCACUUUUACAUAAUCAAAUUUGACUUACAGUGGAAACCAAGAUAGUUGUUUUUGUGAAACAAUCUUUUAGAAGGACUGAGGGACCAUGUCAGCAAAUAUCUUAGAUCUUCAGUUAUAGCUGGCAUUUCUACACAGACACACAAGAUCCUUACAAAGGAAGGGUAAUCUAAGACUGUAGAAGUCUGUGUUUCAGUUUCAUCUCUUUUAUUUCUAAAGACUAAUUACAGGUAACUUGACCUUUUAAUGCACCAUCUCCUAUUUAUUUAUUUUUUUCUCUCUGAGGUAUUAAAAAUAUCAAGACUGAAUUUUGCCAAAUGUAAGAGGGAGGAAAGUCCCUGAAGACUCUGACUACUUGCUUAUUUUUGAUUGACCUUCUAUGCUUAUGUCAUUAGUGCCUCACAACUGUGUUUGACGUCCUUUAUUGAUACAGAGUGAGCCUGUGCCUUCAUUUUCUUGCCCAUUUUGGUACUGAUGUAAAUUUGUGUUAGAAAAUCUUGGAACUCUGUGAGUCUGGGAAGAAUAUAUCUGAAUCCUAUUCAAUACAUUUGCUGGAUGUGAAGAAAAAUACAGCCACAUAUUUAUAAAACAGUUGUUACCAGUA
Messenger RNA from Rattus norvegicus (Norway rat), 4912 nucleotides. The record is from RefSeq and is a predicted model, not a curated record. Lineage: Eukaryota; Metazoa; Chordata; Mammalia; Rodentia; Muridae.